AUGCGUUCAUUUCAUUCAGAAUUUUUCUCUUUGCCGUCCGCCAAGUCCCUUGUUACUAAGCAGGUUAAUACAAACGUUUCACCUUUCUCUCUCUCUCUCUCUCUCUCUCUCUCUCUCUCUCUCUCUCUCGCCCUUCUUUUAAAUUUUAUCCUUGUUCAACUCACCCCUGAUCCCCCCAACAUGUGGGCAUUCCUACGCUUCCUGUUAGUUUUACCGUUCAUGUCGUCAUUCACUUCACCUCAACAGGUGCUCGCUACAUCUGUUACCUUCAGGUCGAGGAUGUCAGUGAUGUGGAAGACAAACAUCGAACUGGAUGAUUCAAGCGAUUUUUUCACUUUUGGCUUUCAUUGUCUCUUUUCCAUCUACUUUGUAUUCACUUUCCAAUCUUUUCAACAUUCUUUCCGUAUACUUUUCCUAUCUCUCUCUCUCUCUCUCUCUCACUCUCUCUCUCUUUCUUUUCUCUUCUUUUCUCUCGUUUCUCUCUAUUUUUCUCUCUUUUUUCGAGACUUUCAGAUCGAUGAGGUGCCGUUAAAUAUUCCCAAAUUAGGAGGAUUAGCAGGCGCUUUCAUAAAUGGUAAUUACAAACUGCAAAUGCGAAUCUUGGGAGACCAGAAGGAAGAACUCGGUUGCCUUGAGAUGAAAUUCUCCGUGCGAAAACGGCAUAAAGGGUGGUUCUUUAAAAUCUGA
Messenger RNA from Acanthosepion pharaonis, 687 nucleotides. The record is from the annotation of a GenBank genome assembly. Lineage: Eukaryota; Metazoa; Mollusca; Cephalopoda; Sepiida; Sepiidae.